Pongo pygmaeus (Bornean orangutan) is the source of this 685-nucleotide messenger RNA. RefSeq lists its product as uncharacterized. Lineage: Eukaryota; Metazoa; Chordata; Mammalia; Primates; Hominidae. The record is from RefSeq and is a predicted model, not a curated record. Bases 168 to 497 code for a protein of 109 amino acids. The transcript is spliced from 4 exons.
GGGCACAUGGGAGCACCCUCAGCCCCCUCUCCAUGGGAUAACCUGUGGGCCACUUCAGAGUCCCCACCAGCAAGAAGGCUGUCUCUCACCAGAUGUGCCCCCCCAACCUUGGAUGUCUCAGUCUCCAGAACUCAAAUGAGCCAGCUCCCUUGUGAAACUUUAAGAACAUGGUACUCAGAGGAGUAAGGCUCAUGAAGUGGAGGGAUGAGAAGACUUCUGGGACAGAUUGUGUGGAGGCUGUCAUUCUCCUCGUGACAUUGCUGUGGGAGAAGAAGGAGGCAUUCCAUGUUGGCUUCAAUGAAGGACUUCAGUAUUUUCCAGAGAGAAGUACUGAGCAGCUUAAAGUAUUUGAAUGGGAAGAGGAGAAGCAAACUACAGCUACUUCAGAGGAUAACACUAAACACCUAGUCCACUCUGUAUACACUAGAGGUGCUGUUAAUUUUCUUGUGGAGAAGGAACUGUCUUUAGAAAAAUAUCUCAAAAAGCCACUGAAGUAGAAAUUUCCAGCAUGCUGAAGAUGGAACUUGAGAAGAUAGAAAGCUCUGGGUCCUUAGUGGCAUCACUGAGUUGCUGGACCACUGUUGGAACCACCCUAUGUCUUAGUUUUUAAAUCUCUUUACUGUCUAAGACAUUUUUAGUGGAACUAUUGAUCUCUAGCAUCCAAUAAGACCUUGCAGGAUUUGCA